Daucus carota subsp. sativus is the source of this 2384-nucleotide messenger RNA. RefSeq lists its product as uncharacterized. Bases 294 to 2183 code for a protein of 629 amino acids. Gene Ontology annotation, molecular function: signal recognition particle binding; GTP binding; GTPase activity. Gene Ontology annotation, biological process: SRP-dependent cotranslational protein targeting to membrane; intracellular protein transport. The transcript has 10 exons. The record is from RefSeq and is a predicted model, not a curated record. NCBI's taxonomy places the organism in Eukaryota, Viridiplantae, Streptophyta, Magnoliopsida, Apiales, Apiaceae. Gene Ontology annotation, cellular component: endoplasmic reticulum membrane; signal recognition particle receptor complex.
ACUUGUUUUCGCUUUCAUCCUUUUAAAAAACUCGGGAGCACAAAUAAGAGCGAAAGUUAUAUAAUUUUACUUACUGCUCACUUGCUUUCCUCCAUGUUUAUAACUCGGAGCAGGGCGUAGGAUAGUUUGUGUUACGAGUGGAAGUGAUGAUCGCAAAUUAGUGCAACUCGUGUAGUGUUAGAAUCUGUUACGAGCCAUGUCAGACUUGUGAAGUUUUUGUUUUCUUUUGAUGAUUAUUGUGCUUUUUGGUUUGAGCGAAUUUAUUUGUGCUCGGAUUGGAAUUUAAUUUAGGCAUGUUAGAGCAGUUACUGAUAUUUACGAGAGGAGGAUUGAUCCUCUGGACUUGUAAGGAGCUCGGAAAUGCUCUUAGAGGAUCGCCUAUUGACAUGUUGAUCAGAUCGUGCCUUUUGGAGGAAAGAUCUGGUGCUGCGUUGUAUAAUUAUGAUGCACCUGGUGCUGCCUACACUCUUAAGUGGGCUUUUAACAAUGAACUCAGCCUUGUCUUUGUUGCCGUGUAUCAAAAGAUUUUCCAUCUUUUGUACGUGGAUGAUUUACUUGCUAUGGUUAAGCGGGAGUUCUCGGAGAUUUAUGAUCCUAAAAGAAUCGGGUAUGAUGAUUUCGAUGAGAAGUUCAGGCAGCUUAGGAUGGAGGCAGAGGCGCGUGUGGAAGAUAUGAAGAAAUUAAAUCAGGUGGCUAAGCCAGUGAGUAAUAGUGGUCUAAGUAAGAAGCAAGGGAAGCAGAAGAUAGGUCUUGAUGGAGGUGAUAAUAAAAAAAGCAGCAGUGAGUCGGGGAAUGAUGGUGGAGAUGGUGAAAAACUAAAAGGUUGUAAAUUAGAAAUUGGUAACGGUCUUGCUAAUGGUAACCGUGAUGGUAGCGGGAAAACGGCUGAAAAGGGUAUUACUAUUGGUAAAGAAAACGAUAGCUCCAACAAUGGGGCUUUUGAUGUAAAUAAGCUACAAAAACUAAGAGCUAAAGGUUCAAAGAAAAUUAAUACUGUUGUUAACAAGGUUCCCAGAGUGGAACCAAAGAAAAAGAUAACAAAAAAGAAUACAGUUUGGGACAAACCAGUCGAGGCCAAGUUGGAUUUCACAGAUCCAGUGAGUCAGGAUGGGGAUGAGAACAGUGUGACUUUAGCAGCCAAUGAAGGGGAGAGUAUGAUGGACAAAGAGGAGAUAAUUAGUAGUGAUAGCGACUCUGAUGACAAUGAGGAUGAGGAUGCUACCAAGGAUAGGAACGUGGAUAUGAGAAAGAAGGGGUGGUUUUCUUUAAUGUUUCAGAGUAUUGCUGGGAAGGCAAAUUUGGAGAAGGCGGACCUAGAACCAGCCUUAAAAGCUCUUAAGGACAGGCUUAUGACCAAGAAUGUGGCUGAGGAGAUAGCUGAAAAACUCUGUGAAUCAGUAGCAUCAAGCCUUGAGGGUAAGAAACUAGGAUCAUUUACAAGGAUUUCAUCAACAGUGCAAUUAGCUAUGGAAGAGGCUCUUGUUCGCAUUUUAACUCCUAGGCGUUCCAUUGACAUUUUACGAGAUGUUCAUGCUUCUAAGGAGCAAGGAAAACCAUAUGUUGUUGUCUUUGUUGGAGUUAAUGGAGUGGGGAAAUCGAAAUCUACUAAUCUUGCCAAGGUUGCAUAUUGGCUUCAGCAGCAUAGCAUUAAUGUAAUGAUGGCUGCAUGUGAUACAUUUCGUGCUGGAGCUGUUGAGCAACUACGUACUCAUGCACGUAGGCUCCAGAUUCCUAUAUUUGAGAAAGGUUAUGAAAAAGAUCCUGCAGUUGUAGCAAAAGAAGCAAUUCAGGAGGCCAGUCGUAACGGUUCUGAUGUUGUUCUUGUUGAUACAGCUGGCAGGAUGCAGGAUAAUGAACCAUUGAUGCGAGCUUUGUCAAAACUUAUCUAUGUCAAUAGCCCAGAUUUGGUCCUUUUUGUUGGUGAGGCACUAGUUGGGAAUGAUGCUGUGGAUCAGCUAUCAAAGUUCAACCAGAAAUUAGCUGAUCUCUCGCCAUCUUCAAGUCUCAGAUUGAUUGAUGGAAUCCUGCUCACAAAGUUUGAUACAAUAGAUGAUAAGGUUGGUGCUGCUCUGUCUAUGGUUUACAUAUCCGGAUCACCUGUCAUGUUUGUUGGAUGUGGGCAGUCAUAUACUGACCUGAAGAAGUUGAAUGUGAAGUCCAUUGUUAAGACCCUCCUCAAAUGAUGGUUUUAUACUUUUAUGCGUUUUUGGUGCUAUAUGUUCUGCACCACUCUGCAGUUCGUCUUCCGUGACGACUGAGAUCUUGUUACUCUAAACUUGGAUGCUUGGCUCUGUUUUAGUCCUCCGUGGAUUCAUGGUUGUAAUUUUACAAAAAUAUAGUAUUUCGUCUGUACUAUUUUAUCAGAAAAAAAAGGUUUCACUUUU